UGUUCUCGCCAUUGUCUGUUCUGGAACACAGGCCCAGGAGAAAGGGACUGGCACGGGGACCAAGUGGCACAUGGCACAAGGCAGCCAGAGAAUCAGACAGGAGCCAUCUGGGGAGAUGUGUGGGGUGGCCCAUGGCCUGGCUUCCCCCCAGCUUGCUGCUAGAACAGUCUGAGACAGUUUGAUGUGGACCUCCCACUUGGAGCUCAGGCCCACCAUAGCCCCCAGAGUUAAAUGUGUGUGUGCCUUGGAUAUGCCGAGGAUGGGGGGCUGUCCAUGGGGCUCCUGGAAGAACGACCUACAAAGUAGCUCAAGUAGCAGCACUCUCCCAACCCUGGCUAGGGUUCUGUGGCCGGGCUUGGGUUCAAAUUAAGACACUGCCAUCUGCGGUCUACACAGCUAAUUGCCACAUGACCCCCCUCCCCCUCCACGUCUGUAAAAUAAGAAUAACUGCAGUUACCCCGAAGGAUUAUAUGUGAAAACCCUGGGUAGGAAUAAGGCAUUCAAGAAGGGCACACUCCUGUUCUGCGAGGGUGGUGAACAAUCGCCUGCCACCCGUCACUCCACAGCCAGGGCUCCAUCCUACAUACCUCACGAUGCAAGAUUCCACGCUAAACCCCGGCUGUGGAAAGGAAGGAGGCAGAACUAGAGGUGUCCAUCGACAGGUCCCGCGCGGCCCCGGGUGAGGCCCGCCCGCUCUCCCACCGGCGCCAUGGGAAGGAGCAGGCGCCGCUGCUCUUGCCCCCUGACGGCGCGCGCACGACUUGAGCCCCGCCACGGGCAGCCCCCGGCCGCAGGUCCCCGAGUGACGCUGGCGGCGUCUGGGAGCGUGGCGCGGGGCCGGGGCCACGUAGAGGAACCUAGUGUCCAGUGAAGCCGCCGAGGACCCGCCGCCCCGCCGCCGCCAUGGUUAUGUCCCAGGGCACCUACACGUUCCUCACGUGCUUCGCCGGCUUCUGGCUCAUCUGGGGUCUCAUCGUCCUACUCUGCUGCUUCUGCAGCUUCCUGCGCCGCCGCCUCAAACGGCGCCAGGAGGAGCGACUACGUGAGCAGAACCUCCGCGCCCUCGAGCUGGAGCCCCUCGAGCUGGAGGGCAGUCUGGCGGGAAGCCCCCCGGGCUUGGCACCGCCGCCACCACCGCAGCGCGGCCGCCUCGAGGCGCCAGCGCACGCGCAUCAGCACGUGCACGUCCAUCCGCUGCUGCACCACGGGCCGGCGCAGCCACACGCACACCCGCACGCACACCACCACGCGCUUCCGCACCCGCCGCCUCCGCACCUCGCAGUGCCGCCGCGGCCUUGGAGUUACCCGCGUCAAGCGGAAUCGGACAUGUCCAAGCCACCGUGCUAUGAAGAGGCGGUGCUGAUGGCCGAGCCGCCGCCGCCCUACAGUGAGGUGCUCACGGACACGCGCGGCCUCUACCGCAAGAUCGUCACACCCUUUCUGAGCCGCCGCGACAGCGCGGAGAAACAGGAGCAGCCGCCGCCCAGCUACAAGCCGCUCUUCCUGGACCGGGGCUACACGUCGGCGCUGCACCUGCCCAGCGCCCCGCGGCCCGCGGCCCCCUGCCCUGCGCUCUGUCUGCAGGCGGACCGUGGGCGCCGGGUCUUCCCCAGCUGGACCGACUCGGAACUCAGCAGCCGCGAGCCGCUGGAGCAUGGAGCUUGGCGCCUGCCGGUCUCCAUCCCCUUGUUCGGGAGGACUACAGCCGUAUAGAGGGGGCGCCCGGCGUUCCGGGCCCCACCCGCGGACUCGAGGCCUGACUGCGGGGCUUUUUAAACGCUUCCCUUGGACUGCGGGGAGGGGUGGGGAGGGAGGGAUUUCUUACCCCGUUUGUUACAUUUUGAGGAUAAUAAAGGUGUGUGAUCUGGUUUGGUA
Hyaena hyaena (striped hyena) is the source of this 1875-nucleotide messenger RNA. It is a transcript of the gene PRR7, whose product is annotated as proline rich 7, synaptic. The transcript has 3 exons. The record is from RefSeq and is a predicted model, not a curated record. Bases 904 to 1713 code for a protein of 269 amino acids. Lineage: Eukaryota; Metazoa; Chordata; Mammalia; Carnivora; Hyaenidae.